Messenger RNA from Callorhinus ursinus (northern fur seal), 1288 nucleotides. NCBI's taxonomy places the organism in Eukaryota, Metazoa, Chordata, Mammalia, Carnivora, Otariidae. The record is from RefSeq and is a predicted model, not a curated record.
CCUCUCUGGAGCCCUCCAGGAAAUGACCCCUGGGGCUGGUGGGGGACCUUGGGUGAUUGUGCGGGACAACGGACAAAGAGGGCUGAGUUUCCAGAGCCAAGUGCCUUCUGCUGCCCGACUGCUCCUUGGUGGAGCCCAGCGGCCGGGCUGGGCUAUAAAGGCUGGCCUCCUGGGCUUCGGAUUCAGGUGCCAGGGGCUGGAGAGCAGGCAUGGCGAUGAAGUGUGUCCUGCUGGGCCAGGUCCUGGUGCUGCUCUGGGUGUCCCUGGCUUGGGCUGAGGUCCUGGUGCAGCCCGAUUCUGAUGCUAAGAAGUUCUCAGGCCUCUGGUACGUGGCCUCCAUGGUCUCCAACUGCAAGGUCUUCCUGGGCAAGAAGGACCACCUGCUGAUGUCCACCAGGGCCAUCAAGGCCAUGGCGGGGGGCAACCUCAGUGUCCACAUGGAGUUCCCUCGGGCUGAUGGCUGUCACCAGGUGGAUGCUGAGUACCUGAGGGUGGGCUCUGAGGGCCACUUCAGAGUCCCAGCCCUGGGCUACCUGGAUGUGCGCAUCGUGGACACAGACUAUAGCUCCUUCGCCGCGGUCUAUAUCUACAAGGAGCUGGAGGGAGCGCUCAGCACCAUGGUGCAGCUCCACGGCCGGACCCAGGAAGCAAGUCCCCAAGCUGUGAAGAUCUUCCGGGACUUCUGCCCCACCGUAGGGCUCCCGGAUGACGUGAUGGUCAUGGUGCCCAAGUCAGAUUGUGGGAUUCUGGCGGGAAGUUGGUGUGGCCUCCAGCCAAAACCUGGCACUGAAGACCCCAAAGAGGCUGGAAGCCUUGUUCCUGACCUUGAGUGGACAUGAGCUGAUUGUGAAGGCUGCGUAUAACAGCUCAGGAAGUUGUGAGACAGAAAAAAUAGUGAGCUCAGAAAUAGAUGUUUCGGGGACAUUCGUUUUUCCUGGCCACAGGGAGAUCCACGUGAUAGACACAGACUAUGAACAGUAUGCCAUUUUGAGGCUGUCGCUCCACUGGCAAGGCAAGGACUACCAUGUGCUCAAGUAUUUCACUCGGAGCCUGGAGGACGAGUAUGGGCCAGGCUUCUGGAGAUUCCGGGAGAUGACAGCAGACAUGGGGCUUUACCUGGUGGCCCGGCAUGGGAGAUGCGCCAAGCUCCUGAAGGAGGAGCUGGUCUAGAGGAUCCCUGUGCCCAGGCCGGGAUGCUCCGAGCUCUGCGCCCCACCCACCGCCCGCCUCUCCUGGCCCCCAGGGCGCUGCUUGUUCCUGCUCCAAAUAAACCCCACUGACAAACCCA